Messenger RNA from Paralichthys olivaceus (Japanese flounder), 789 nucleotides. It is a transcript of the gene cfap126, whose product is annotated as cilia and flagella associated protein 126. The record is from RefSeq and is a predicted model, not a curated record. Gene Ontology annotation, cellular component: ciliary basal body. Gene Ontology annotation, biological process: cilium organization. NCBI's taxonomy places the organism in Eukaryota, Metazoa, Chordata, Actinopteri, Pleuronectiformes, Paralichthyidae.
GAAACAGGACAUUGAGUGGAGGUGCUCCAGGACCAGCCCCUCCGGAGUCUUCAUAACAUGAGAGAUCAGAGAAACUGAGUGCAGUGUGUCGGUGCCAUCUGAUAUCUGACGAAAUAGUUGCUGUUGCUAUGCAACGAGUCAACAGACAGGGGGGGGUAGGCAGGCGCAGACAUGUCGUCCAAUUACUCAGCAAAUCAGUAUGAGAGUUCCUUCAGGACACACAGACACAACAACUGGUGUGAGAGGAAACCCUUCAAACAGAGACCCCAAGCAAGGACUGGUCACACCAUUGUAAUUGCCAAUGACAGAGGACACCUGCUCCCCGGAGCAGUUAAGAGAGGCAGUGCAUGGCCAGACUUUAAGGGGACCUGGGAUCUUCCUUCUCGUAUCCCAGCCUGCCACAUCAACCCUACAGGCCGUUCUGUGGAGGGUCUCUACAGACUCAAGUCCUGGGGCAUCGACCCACAGCACACAGGAACAUCUCAGUCACACAGCUGCAGCAAGAAGUCAGAAAGGCUGCAGGAUGUGAGCAAGCAGAUUUUGGUCUUGUGUGAUUCUGUGCCAGCAGUGAAGUAUGAUCUGAACGACGUGAGGAAACAUGCCAAGUUGGACCGGAUGAACAACGUAGCGACAGUCUUUGUCUUCUUCACGGUCCUCAUCAACAUCUUCAUCACAGCCCUCGGCUUUGAGGGGCACAUUGUCAGGUCAGGAGAAUCACGUAUUAUUGCUAUACCAGAGCCUCAGCUUGUUCCUCUGCCCAAUGACAUUAACGCGACUGGUGUCAUUUAG